UUCGUACGCAGUUGAUCUAGAACCACUUUGUAUCGACGCCUUGUUUUAAAACGGUUUGUUUUUGUUUUGUUUUUUAACUAAAGCGACUUCGUCUCAGAUGAUGCUCUCUCCAUCACCGCCGUCAUCACCUGCCGGGGCGGAUUCAGCCGGCAGGAAGCGAUCUAACGAUGUUUUGUUUUAUUUGUUCGGUCGAUCGUUUUGUCAUCAUGUCGCCAGGCUUUGACUAAUGUGAUGGAAAGCGACAAACUAACAUGUGAAAGACAGAUACCGCCCCAGCACUGGAGAAGCUGCAAGUUGAUCAUCGACCCGGCUCUGACCAGAGGACUGUACAAAGUCUACCGCUACGACGGAGAGCGCUUCAACAUACCGGUGGAGGACUUAGGUAUGUUUCCUGUGGAUGUUGUCAGAGAUCCUCGCGUCAACCGCCUGUGGAGGAGAAACAGCGACACUGAUCUGUCGGUGCCAAAAUUCAAGAUCGACGAAUUCUACGUUGGACCCGUUCCUCCCAGAGAAGUGACGUUCUCCAGGUUGAACGACAACGUGAACGAGCCCUUCCUGACGCAAAUGUGCCAAAAAUAUGGGAACAUUCAAGAGGUGGAAAUAUUCUACAAUCCCAAAAACAGGAAACAUUUAGGUAUCGCCAGGGUUGUGUUCGAUGGCGUGCGGGCCGCGAGGGACGCCGUCCAGAACCUCCACCAGACGUCAGUCAUGGGGAACAUCAUCCAUGUGGAGGUCGAUCCCAAAGGGGAAAACAGAGACCAGUAUCUCCAGCUUCUCCUGCGUGGACAUUACACUCCUGGGACGCUGCCCGUGGGCAGCAGUGAGCAGGAUCUGCAAAGUUCAGUUGACGUUUGGCAGGGCAGAGCAGACCCUCAGCUGACCGGCACCAUCUGCAACCCCUCCAGCACUGCUACACCCCUGUCUUUGGAUACAGCCUACUCCACUAUUUGGCAGGACACGCCCUGUAGCCUCAGACUGACGCCGCAGUCUCAGGGAACACCCUGUCUCUCUGCCACUCCUCUCUCCCAGGACUCCUGCUACUCUAGUCUUCAGGCAACUCCAGUCCUCCAGGGGGAGCCCUCCGUCCUGACCGUCUAUAAAGGUCUGAUGCGACAGCUCCGCCGUCACGCACCUUCAUGGUACAAGCAGAGACCCGGCAGAGCGUCAGGGGUGAAGGCGAUCUUAGGGCACCGCCUCACCCCGCUACCUCACCCUCUGUCCUCACAAACGCACGGAAACAGCCAGCAGGUGGCGCUGUGGGGCCGCAGUGCUGAGAACUCAACACACAAUGUCACAAAAUUUUCAUUCGACUGCACCUCCACCUGCGACAUAUCCAGAGACGGAACCACUUCUACCUCCAAGACCCAGGACGACAGCGAGCUCAGCGUCCGGCCUCCGGCCUCACCCAGGGACACCACCUCCUCCUCCUCCCCUCCUGCUGCCGCCGUCCACAGCUCCUCCAGCAACCGUCGGCCAGGGCUGGAGAGUCUUGACUCCCGUAUUGAAAAUCUGCUGUUGAACAGCCAGGGGACCACGGGCCCACUGUUUGACACACAGACUUUAAGGGACAGCCCGUCGUCGCCCUGCUCCGGCCAUAAUUCCCCAUCGUCGCACGUGGAUUCAGUAGAGGGCGCCGUGACCGCCGAUGGACCGUGCCCAGCCGACGACAGGCAUUCGGCUCGUGUGAGUGCCCCCGUCAGUGACAGCAAGGAGGAUGAAACCAGUCGAGCUGUUGCCUUUCUCACCAGACACUGCCGGUCUCCCUCCUCCUCCUCCUCCGACCUCCCGCCUCAGUCACUGCCUCACCCAAAGGGCAGAGCAGACCCUCAGCUGACCGGCACCAUCUGCAACCCCUCCAGCACUGCUACACCCCUGUCUUUGGAUACAGCCUACUCCACUAUUUGGCAGGACACGCCCUGUAGCCUCAGACUGACGCCGCAGUCUCAGGGAACACCCUGUCUCUCUGCCACUCCUCUCUCCCAGGACUCCUGCUACUCUAGUCUUCAGGCAACUCCAGUCCUCCAGGGGGAGCCCUCCGUCCUGACCGUCUAUAAAGGUCUGAUGCGACAGCUCCGCCGUCACGCACCUUCAUGGUACAAGCAGAGACCCGGCAGAGCGUCAGGGGUGAAGGCGAUCUUAGGGCACCGCCUCACCCCGCUACCUCACCCUCUGUCCUCACAAACGCACGGAAACAGCCAGCAGGUGGCGCUGUGGGGCCGCAGUGCUGAGAACUCAACACACAAUGUCACAAAAUUUUCAUUCGACUGCACCUCCACCUGCGACAUAUCCAGAGACGGAACCACUUCUACCUCCAAGACCCAGGACGACAGCGAGCUCAGCGUCCGGCCUCCGGCCUCACCCAGGGACACCACCUCCUCCUCCUCCCCUCCUGCUGCCGCCGUCCACAGCUCCUCCAGCAACCGUCGGCCAGGGCUGGAGAGUCUUGACUCCCGUAUUGAAAAUCUGCUGUUGAACAGCCAGGGGACCACGGGCCCACUGUUUGACACACAGACUUUAAGGGACAGCCCGUCGUCGCCCUGCUCCGGCCAUAAUUCCCCAUCGUCGCACGUGGAUUCAGUAGAGGGCGCCGUGACCGCCGAUGGACCGUGCCCAGCCGACGACAGGCAUUCGGCUCGUGUGAGUGCCCCCGUCAGUGACAGCAAGGAGGAUGAAACCAGUCGAGCUGUUGCCUUUCUCACCAGACACUGCCGGUCUCCCUCCUCCUCCUCCUCCGACCUCCCGCCUCAGUCACUGCCUCACCCAAAGUCCGAUACCAGAGUGACCGGAGCUCCAACGCCAACCAAGGACACCACGUCCCUCCUCCAGCCUCCGCCCAUCUCCUCCCAACGCCGGGAUGACAAAACUCUUCCCGCUGUCAACUCCCGUCCUCACGUUAUUCCACCUUUUCCGUUCCCCGUUCCCCCUCGUCUCCCAAACGGCGCCAUUUCGAUCCCACCGCCGGGCUGGAUUGGCCCUCCCUGGAUCCACAUUCCUCCUCCCCCGAUCCCGCCACCUCCCCAUCCAUCCAUACCUCCUCCACCAACUUUUUUCGGAUCUUCUACUCCUCUGAUGGGGCCCCCUCCUCUCCUACCUCCCGUGCCCAUGAAUAUACCGCCUCCGACAAAUGUGGAUCAGAGGAAUCCUCCGAGGCACGGCGGCGCACACCCACCCUGUCCUCCUCCUCCUUGGCCCGCGCCUCCUUUCCCCGGUUUCACCCACUUUGCGACUCCACCACCACCGGUCAGGGUUCCGGCGCAGGAAGACCCUCAUAAGGUGACGCUGGAAAAGGUUUUAGAAGUCGUAGUGACCGAACUGAAGUCGGUGAUCAGGAAGGACAUCACGCGCAGGCUGGUGGAGGGGUUGUCCUUCAAGGCCUUUGAGGACUGGUGGGACGGUCAGGAGAGGAAGACCAAGAUUCAAGCUUCUUUGAAACACGGAGGCGGUCCGGACCAAAGACGAGCGACUCCCCUCAGCGCCACCUGCAGCCAGGGCAAGAGAAAAUCCCUGCCGUCCUUCAAGUUGAAAAGAAAACGUCCCGACGACGCAGCUUCGACCAACGACGCAGAAAGUUCCGUUUCCCUAACGAACGGAAUUCCUGACAUAAACCAGGAGGAGGUCGCGGUGAGGUUGAAACGCAGAGACGCAAGACCCCAGGUGCUCGACAGUGAUGAAGAGGAAGAGGAGGAGGAGGAGGGGGAUGGUGGAAGAAAACAUGAAAGCGACUCUCUCUCAGAGAGCAGCUCCUCAGGGGACAGUGAAUAUUCUUCAGACUGCGACUCCUCCUCCUCCUCCUUCUCAGAGACUUUUGAGGACUCUUCCUUUUCCGACCUCUAUCCAGAGGAUGAAGACACGGUGGACGGUGUGAAGACAAGAAUCUUGACGUUGACUUCAGAUGAGGAGUCGGUGGAUCUGGAGCCUCCCCUGAACUCUGCAGCUCCACUGACACCGGUCGCUCACUUGGACCUGUGUCUGCAGGACUGGUCAGAACCGUACCAGAGGUCGGACACCAGGUCGGACAAGGAACCAUAUUUAUCCUGUCAACGGGACAUAGAUGGUUUUGACGCUCUGAUGGAACUGAAAACCAGCCGGCACCAGGAUCCUCCGUCCCCUCUAGAACUCUCAGUCGAACCAGACCUGGACGUUGACAUCACGAGUCACGAGUCUCCAGAACACGGUGACAACCUGAAACCCGCGACACCGACAGGAUACCUGGGGGACAGCGACCCUGACAUUCUGAUUAAGAGCAAACCAGCGUCCUCUGCUGUGCAGGAGGUGGAAUGUCCACAAACACCAGGCAAAGCAACAGUGCCUGAACUGGAGGGGGAGGACUCGGGGGACGCCAGUGAAUAUGGUUCCCUCUCCCCCCUUGUGAGCAUCGACCUCGUGGAAGUUCACGCGCACUUCCCCCUGGCUUCGUUUGACAUUUACCAGGAAGUGCCUAAAACCCCUGGUAGAGAGGAGACCAGCGCCUGGACGCAGUUCAGUUCCUUGAGAGCUCCGGCUACAUCCGGGAAACACACGCUACUGUCCGAGGGCUCACCCCUGAGCAGCCCCCUGGCUGUACCGCCCCUGUCCACUAAUCCGUAUGUAUUAGCCCCAAAGACCCCCGGGAGAGACAUUUUUCUACCACGUAAAGCACUGGUCCACAAGAGGACACACACGCCCACUCUGCCGGACUCACCGUCCGUGUUGAGCGAUGACGGUCUUGGGGCCGUGUCCUCGCCGUGCAGCCUCUCAGAACCGUCUCCAGACACUGUCCACGGGUCCACGCAAGUGUGGACCAGUUCCAGAACGAAACCGUUACAGGGUCUGGAGAAUGUGCCGGGCCUUUGGCACGAGGACAAGAACUUUUUAAGGAUAAAACAGUGGACGAAGGCAACGAGGAGAUGGAGAGUCUACCACGGCCACCAAUGGAGCAAAAGGACUCAUCCCUACAGGGGGCGCUCUCUACGGGAGGAAAGGAGAAUCCUUCACAGCCUUUGGAGGGAGGGUCUGGACGAAGAAGACGCCGGGUUGCUGAGGUCCACCUACGACAGGCUGCAGGACCAGGACGACGGCUGCGGGUGGCUCACCGACACCCUCUGGAUCCCUCACCCUCUGACAAAAGUCGUGAGCGAGACGAGUGACGAACACAAACACUGGACGCAGAUCCACCGGACCGGCUGCGCUCGCUGCGAAGGCUUCUACAAAAUCAGCAGAAAAGAAAAACUUAAAUACCUCCGACACACAAAAAAGGACACGCUGCUGCCCCCUACCAACAGUCAGCAGCAGACCUCGUUACUGCGAUCUGGAUCGGACUUCAGGUCCGAACAGCGCCGCCUGCUGUCCUCUUUCAGCUGUGACAGUGAUCUAGUGAAGUUCAACCAACUGAAGUUUCGGAAAAAAAGGAUUUGUUUCAGCCGCAGUCACAUCCACGAGUGGGGCCUGUUCGCCAUGGAGCCCAUCGCAGCACACGAGAUGGUGAUAGAAUAUGUCGGUCAGGUCAUUAGACAGGUCAUCGCCGACAUGAGGGAGCAGCGGUACAAGGAGGAGGGCAUAGGGAGCAGCUACUUGUUCCGGGUUGACCAGGACACCAUCAUUGACGCCACCAAGUGCGGGAAUUUGGCGAGGUUCAUCAACCACAGUUGUAAUCCUAACUGCUACGCUAAGAUCAUCACUGUGGAGUCCCAGAAGAAGAUCGUCAUCUAUUCCCGGCAGCCAAUCAGCAUCAACGAGGAGAUCACCUAUGACUACAAGUUCCCCAUCGAGGAAACCAAGAUUCCCUGUUUGUGUGAAGCCAACGGCUGCCGCGGUUCUUUGAACUGAACUGAACAAUGACGCUAGCCUUGACUUCCGAUAUUUACAAUAUUGGCG
Cynoglossus semilaevis (tongue sole) is the source of this 5853-nucleotide messenger RNA. RefSeq names its product histone-lysine N-methyltransferase SETD1B-A-like. The coding region runs from base 232 to 5805 and encodes 1857 amino acids. Gene Ontology annotation, molecular function: protein binding; histone H3K4 methyltransferase activity; RNA binding. The record is from RefSeq and is a predicted model, not a curated record. Gene Ontology annotation, cellular component: Set1C/COMPASS complex. The transcript has 17 exons. NCBI's taxonomy places the organism in Eukaryota, Metazoa, Chordata, Actinopteri, Pleuronectiformes, Cynoglossidae.